UAUUUCCCAAAAUCAUUUAAAACCUCGUUCCUUUUAUUUCUUACACAAAAUCAGUACAACAAUGCUAAAUAGUAACCAACGUGCGAAUAUAAUCGAAAUAUGCCGCGUCCUAGCCGAACAAGAAAACCUAAAAGCCACCAUAGUAGAGUCUGGUAAAGGGGCCCUCUUUGUUGGCUUAGCAGCUUUUAUGGGCAGUAUUUUAGCUGGACCCUUAGGUUUAGCCGUUGGUGGUACUGUUUCUUCGGUAGCACUAGCAGUAUCAUCGAGCAACAAAAAAUACAAAUCCGUAGUGGAAAUCAUCAACGAAAUGAACGACGAUCAAAAGAUGCGUUUAAGCCAGUCUGUUACCGAUACGCUGAAGAAUGUCAGGCUCGAAGACUGCGUAGGGCUACUCACUUAUGUCUUAUCCAAUGCCACUACUAAGGAAUUGGUUUUACUCGAGUUGGCGAAUUUCUUGAAGAGAGAAUUUCAAAUGCAAGUGAUGCAUUGAUUGUAUUGCUAUUUUUUUUUUAUCGAUCUGAUUAAUAUAUUUUGUGAUAUGCCAUACCUAAUUAUAUGCAAGCCUAGUGACUGAUGGCUUCUUGAUUUGAAUGUUUUAGGGCCAAAUUAUGGACCUACUGGUAACAACCAGAUGUUUACCAGUCAGUCCAUAAUUUAGCCUUUAAGAGUCCUGUGAUUUAUAUUAAUCCAUUUUAUAUGUUGUUUGUCUAGAGUUUAGAUUAAAACAAAUUAUUAUCAUUAUAAUGUCCUUUUAUAGUUCUAGAUAAUUAAUGUUCUGUUAUUGUACGUAUAAUGCUCAAUUUAUUAUUAAUGUAUGCUCUAAAUAUAGUGUUCUAUUACAAAUAAACCAAAUUUUUUAACAUAAUUUUUAUCCUGAUUUAUUAACAUCUCAA
Ceutorhynchus assimilis (cabbage seed weevil) is the source of this 893-nucleotide messenger RNA. NCBI's taxonomy places the organism in Eukaryota, Metazoa, Arthropoda, Insecta, Coleoptera, Curculionidae. The record is from the annotation of a GenBank genome assembly.